Messenger RNA from Glycine soja, 2360 nucleotides. Its product is annotated as polygalacturonase At1g48100-like. The record is from RefSeq and is a predicted model, not a curated record. Gene Ontology annotation, biological process: carbohydrate metabolic process. Gene Ontology annotation, molecular function: polygalacturonase activity. The transcript has 7 exons. NCBI's taxonomy places the organism in Eukaryota, Viridiplantae, Streptophyta, Magnoliopsida, Fabales, Fabaceae. The coding region runs from base 587 to 2059 and encodes 490 amino acids.
UACUAGGGCCAGGGCUCAUGAAGCAAAGAAUCAGUAACUUCAAGAGUGAAGCGCGUGCACGUGUGCACAUGCCACGUGUCAAAUCUGAGAACCACACACUGGCAACUGCUACUGUAUCUGUCAGGGCACAAAAGUGUUCACCUUUAGAAUCUCUUUGAUCACAAACUUUUUCUUCUGUUAAGCUAUCCAUUUGUGUUUAUGUUUGAUUUUGGAAUUCUCCUUUUUUUCUCUUUAUCACACCCGUGAGACUGCACAAGUGACAGGUAGUGACAAACAUGGAUGCAUGCAUGCUAACACAAUUCCACUUUCUCUCUGUACAAAUCUUACCCUCUAUAAAACCGUCUUCACACACAACUCAAGUUUCACUGAGCUACUCGAUCGAUCAUUCUUUUUGCACCACAAUUUGCUUACAUACACUAGUCACAUAUUGCACGUCAACUCCAUUGCCUUUGCAUGGUUAGAGAAACUUCCCGAACUCACAAAGUUUGAGGAAAAAACACACUCAUAUAAUCAGAAACAACUUAGAAGCAUUUUGUGGUCAUUGGCACAUACACAAGAGUGAAAAAUUCAAGAACUUUAAACCCUCAUGGAUCUCAUUCGUGUCUUUUUCACUCUAUGCAUCACUGUGAUACUUUUGAACCAUAAUUUUGGAAAUGUGGUGGGAAGAUACCACCAUCAUACUAAGCAGAAGAAAGUUUCCACUGCUCCUGCUGAUUCUUCAACUGAGCCAGAGAAACCUUCAGUUCCACCCCCUUCUGAUUCUCCAAGUGUUCCUUCUGACCCUUCGGCAUCACCACCUUCUAAUUCUCCAAGUGUUCCUUCUGACCCUUAUCCGAAAGAUAACCAAACUUCCUCUUCUGACUGUGUUUUCGAUGUGAGAUCCUUUGGGGCAGUUGGAGAUGGCUGUGCUGAUGACACACGUGCAUUCAGGGCAGCAUGGAAAGCAGCAUGUGCUGUGGACUCCGGGGUUGUUCUUGCUCCAGAAAACUACAUCUUUAAGAUCUCUUCAACUAUUUUUUCAGGUCCAUGCAAACCAGGAUUGGUAUUCCAAGUGGAUGGAACACUAAUGGCACCAGACGGGCCAAAUUCGUGGCCAGAAGCAGAUAGCCGCAAUCAAUGGCUUGUAUUUUAUCGACUUGACCAAAUGACUCUUAAUGGUACAGGAACCAUAGAAGGGAAUGGAGACAAAUGGUGGGAUCUCCCCUGCAAACCUCACAGGGGUCCCAGUGGAAAAACUUUGUCAGGGCCAUGUGGCAGUCCUGCUAUGAUACGGUUCUUCAUGAGCUCCAAUUUGAAGGUGAAUGGGUUGAAAAUUCAAAACAGUCCUCAGUUCCACAUGAUAUUCAAUGGCUGCCAAGGAGUACUGAUCGAUAAGCUCUCCAUUUCUUCACCAAAACUCAGCCCCAACACCGAUGGAAUCCAUGUAGAGAAUUCCAAAUAUGUUGGGAUAUAUAACUCCAUGAUAAGCAAUGGUGACGAUUGCAUUUCAAUCGGACCCGGGUCCUCAAACGUGGACAUUGCUGGUUUAACUUGUGGUCCUAGCCACGGGAUUAGCAUAGGAAGCCUUGGAGUGCACAAUUCCCAGGCAUGUGUGUCCAACUUAACAGUCCGUGACAGCAUCAUAAGGGAAUCAGACAACGGGCUCAGAAUCAAGACAUGGCAAGGUGGAAUGGGAUCAGUGUCAAGUCUGAGAUUCGAAAACAUCCAGAUGGAGAACGUUGGAAAUUGCAUCAUAAUAGACCAAUACUACUGUAUGUCAAAGGAAUGUCUAAACCAGACUUCAGCUGUGCAUGUGAAUGAUGUGUCCUACAGCAACAUAAAGGGCACCUAUGAUGUGAGAACUGCUCCUAUUCACUUUGCUUGCAGUGACACUGUUGCCUGCACAAACAUAACACUCUCUGAGGUUGAGCUUUUGCCAUUCGAAGGAGCAUUGCUGGAUGACCCUUUUUGCUGGAAUGCUUAUGGGACACAAGAGACCUUGACUAUACCUCCAAUUAAUUGCUUAAGGGAAGGUGACCCUGAGACAGUGGGCGAUCUUUCAGAAUAUCAAUGCAGUUAAUUAAACAUCUUGCAUUAAAUUUGGUGCCAUAUAGAUAGAAAUAGAAGAUAUAUUAUAUACUAUCAUAUAUACUACACGUAUAGAGUCUAGAUAUGUAUCCAUUAUUAUGUGUUGAUCAUUGCGGUCCUCUAUAUUUAUCUCUUAGGAUUCGUCCCUAUUUGGGUGUAUUAUUCCCAUAUUGUGCGAUGAGAUGCAGAAAUCAGUCUCUUUUUUGGGCCUACACUGUAAUAACUUGAUUGAACAUUUAUAUAUUUAUAUGGCUAAAAUUAUAUGCGAUUUUUGUCGCUAAAUUUCUUUUUUU